Messenger RNA from Arachis ipaensis, 1198 nucleotides. NCBI's taxonomy places the organism in Eukaryota, Viridiplantae, Streptophyta, Magnoliopsida, Fabales, Fabaceae. The record is from RefSeq and is a predicted model, not a curated record.
UAAAUCCCCAAAAUAUAACCCUAACCCUAAUUUUCCCAAACCCUAGCCGCCAAUGCAAACCGCCACUCACCCCCUUCAUACCCCACCAACAGAAGAAAGAAAGAAAAAAAAGUAAAGGGAAGAACAGAGAGCAGAGGGCGUCGAGGAAGAAGGGGAAAGGGGGAAGAGGGAGGAGAGGAAGACGCAUCACUGCCGCCAUGCUGUUGUGUCACCAUCGAAGGAAGGAGGGAACCGCGCGGGGAAACUUAGCCGAAGAGAGAGAGGAGGACAUGAGCAAGGGAAGAGGAGAAGAGGGAGGCCCUGCUGCUGUCACCUUCGCGUCGCCGCCGUAGAGCCCAUUGUCGUCGUCGUUUCUUGCGCCAUCGUCGCGCCCAGCCUUGCCUGCAAGUCACCGCGUAGUCGCAUUGAGGGAGAACGCUUGCGGGAAGAGAGAAGAUGUCGUCGAGGAUCCCGUCGCCGUCAGAUCUGUCGUGCCGCCGUUGAGGGAGCUCGUCACCGCCGUGCUUCCAUCAGUGCCGUGGAUAUGCUCCAUCGCCAAACUGAACUAUGGAUGAAGGGUCAGAAUGCAACGGGAAAGGGAGACACCUUCCGCCACUAUCUCGCUGCCAGAGCCAUGUCACCGUCGCGAACCGCCGCCGUUCUGGCUGCCGGAAGCCACCGCCGAGCCUUUGCCUUCUUGGGUUGAGUUCCGAUGAUUUCAUAUCAAAAUUAAGGUUGCCGUUGGACCACCGGAGUUUCUGGCCGCUGUCGAAGCUGCCGCCGGGUCAGCUCGGGAUUGCGGCUGCUCCGUUUUGCUGUUACCGAUUGAGUUAUCGUGAUUGCCCGUUGCGAUUAAAUCCGUUUCUGCUAUUGCAGAAGUGAACAGACCUGUGGUUGAAGCUGUAGUUGAUUUCAGGCUGAGAGAAAAGGUUUUUGUGACGCAUCUAGUUUAUGGGUUCAACUUUUCGAGGUAGGGGUUUUCCUUAAAAUUUAUUCUAUAUUACAGAGUUGUUAUAAAUAGAUAUUGAUGUGAAACAAUAUAUUUCUGUGAUUAUAUUUGUCUUGUGAAUGUGUUUGUUUGUUGGAUUAAAUUACUAAUUGCCUGAAUGGUAUGCAGUUGUUGAUAAGAAAUUGGUUUGUAAGGUUAUUGAGUUGAUUAUUAUGAAAAAUGGUUUUUAUUGGUUUCAGAAUUGAUUUGAUAAUGAAGUUAAUUUGAUAA